GUCUGCCAGCUAGCACCCUUAUGGAGCGACCACGUCAACAGCUGAGAGGAAAGUGCUGCAGAGAAGGAAAACCAUGAGAUCAGAGUGAAAGAGGACUGAUAUAGCACAAAGUACCAAAGAUAACCCGGAUAAAGAGGAAGACAGUAUGACUUUUUACUCAGUCCUUUCUUUUUUCCCCCUCAGUGAUGGAAAAAUAUGAGUUGGGUGAAGUUCAUGCAGUGCAGCGAGAAUCUGUGCAAGAUUUGCCUGUUAGCAGAUUCGCCCUUUCCUGUUGUUUGAUGUAACCGUGUUUCUGAGAGGCGGCCGAAGCGAUAAUUAUCAGUAAAAAAGGGUUUAGACUGUGCUUUUGGCGGGUGGUCAUAGCUUAGCAGCUCGAAAAGAAAGUUUCUGGACACCCGGGUGAGAAGAUUUGCUCCCAGUCAUGGCGGUUUGGUCGGAUGGACUCACAGAGCUGCUGCUCUUCCUCUCCUGUUGGCUGUGCGUUCAUGGAGAUGCGCCCAAACAAGACAUCAAACCAGAGGUCUGGCUACAGCAGUAUGGUUACCUGCCUCCAGGAGAUCUCCGGAUGCAAGCAGCCCGCUCCCCUCAAUCCAUUUCCUCUGCAAUCUCUGCCAUGCAGAGAUUGUAUGGCCUAACCGUCACCGGAAACCUGGACCCUGCCACCCUGACGGCAAUGAAGAGGCCUCGCUGCGGCGUUCCAGAUAAGUUUGGAGCAGAGCUAAAGAGCAACUUGAGGAAGAAACGAUAUGCUAUCCAGGGACUAAAGUGGGAGAAGAAGGAGAUCACGUACAGUAUACAGAACUACACCCCUAAAGUUGGGGAGUACGAAACCCACGACGCCAUCCGAAGAGCCUUCAAAGUGUGGGAGGGUGUCACGCCUUUGCGAUUCACAGAGAUCCCUUACAGUCACAUAAAGGACAAGACCUCUGACUUUGCAGACAUCAUGCUCUUCUUUGCUGAAGGUUUCCAUGGCGAUUCCAGUCCAUUUGAUGGUGAGGGAGGGUUCUUGGCACAUGCCUACUUCCCUGGCAAUGGCAUAGGAGGAGACACGCACUUUGAUGCUGCAGAGCCAUGGACGAUUGGCAACCGAGAUCUGCAGGGUAAUGAUAUCUUCCUGGUGGCUGUGCAUGAGCUGGGCCAUGCCCUGGGCAUGGAGCAUUCAAAUGACCCCUCUGCCAUCAUGGCCCCAUUCUACCAAUGGAUGGAUACUGAGAACUUUGAGCUUCCAGAGGACGAUCGCCGUGGAAUUCAGCAGCUCUACGGCCCCAACCCUGGUGACCGGUCGCGACGGCCAUUCAGCCCUCGCACCCCUUUCCAUACCCCCCGUCCCACACACUCUCCACGCAAACCAAGCUUUACACCCGAUAUCUGUGAAGGCCACUUUGACACCAUUGCCAUUCUCAGAGGAGAAAUGUUUAUUUUCAAGGAUAAAUGGUUCUGGCGUAUUCGCAAUCAACGGGUUAUGGAAAAUUACCCCAUGCCAAUUGGACAUUUCUGGAGAGGUCUACCCUCAUCGAUUAACGCUGCCUAUGAAAGAGAGGAUGGAAAAUUUGUCUUCUUCAAAGGGGACAGGCACUGGGUGUUCAGUGAAUCAAACUUGGACUCAGGCUACCCAAAAACACUGAGGGAAAUGGGCAGCGGCCUUCCUAAGGACAGAAUAGAUGCUGCCCUUUUUUACACUCCUACAGGCAACACAUUCUACUUCAGAGGGAACAAAUACUAUCGCUACAAUGAAGACUCACGGUCAGUGGACCAAGACUACCCCAAACCUAUCAGCAAGUGGCAGGGCAUCCCUGAUAACAUCAAAGCUGCUUUCAUGAGCCGAGACCAAAGUUACACGUACUUCUACAAAAGCAAUAAAUAUUGGAAGUUUAACAACCACCUGUUGCGAGUGGAUCCUGGUUACCCCAAGUCCGCCCUCAGGGACUGGAUAGGCUGCCCAGAUGAGGACCCCAAGACUGGCGGUGGUGGAAGAGGAGGUGGUGGUGGAGGUGGCAACGAUGGCAAUGACGGCAACGAUGGUAAUGAUGGCAGUGAUCGCAAUGAUGGCAACAAUGGAAAUGAUGGUGAUGAUGGCAGGGACCGUGAAGAAGAGAAGCAUGAAGAAGAGGACAAAGUGGAAGAGACGGAGGUGAUCAUCGUCAAGAUGGACAACCCUGCUGGUGGUGGAAGCAGUGUGGCAGCAGUGGUGGUGCCACUUGUGCUGCUGGUGUGCGUUAUUUGCACGCUAGGGGCCUUGCUCUUCUUCCGCAUGUACGGCACUCCACGCCGUCUGCUAUACUGGCAGCGUUCUCUACUGUACAAGGUUUAGAGAGAAAGAAAGGUGUGAAGAGAAGGGGACCAAAGAGGACGGCACAGGAGAGGAGGACGAAGAAGCGUUAGAAAAGCAGCAUAGCAGAAAUUCAGAACAACAAAGUUGAAGCCCUGGCUCUGAGGUUUGUAAAACAAUUCUGGCAGUUUUCCCAACUGAAAUCAAAGAACUCUGAAUACAAGAACUGACAAUCAAUGACAUAAAGAAUCCGAUUCACGAAUGGACUCUUUUGUAGUAAAAAAAAAUCUGUUUGGAAUAUAUGCUAUUUUGGAUCUAGAAGAUGUUUUUCAGGAAAAAGGAUUUUAAAUUACUGAUUGUGGUGUUUGAAAAUACAGUAAAAGGUUUGCUCUGUUUUGGGUUAAGAAUUUUAUACAUCAGAACAUGUCUUUAUAAACAAUGCACCUAUAUACCUUAUGCAAUGACACGUUUAUCCUCAAAACACACAAAUGAUGUCUGUGUAUAUGUUGUUCAAAUUAAAGGUGCCAAAAAGGGUUAUUUGUGUAAUGUCAUAGAAGAACCUUUAAAUGGAAGAAUUUUCAGGGAAACGUUUGGAAAUGAAAUGUGUGAGUGUAAAGAACCUCCACAUAAGGCAAAGAAAUUGAAAACGCAUGGGUCCUAUCAUCAGGAGGCUGAGAGUUCGAUUCCCGCUAAUGCGUAAUUAGCCUCUUAGAAUGAGGGUGGGAUGGUCUCUCCUCCCAUCAGUGCUACCCAGCGUGGUCUAUUGUCAGUACACUGCCAAUCUAAGUGCACUGAGCAGUUCAAAUAGACGCUUCAGGUGUCUUGAAGAAAGCACAUGCUAGCCUUCACCCUCUCAGCCUGGAAGUGUCAUGUGCUUGGCUUGGAAUUGACCACAACAUAAGUGAUAAGGUCCUUCACACUCAUAAAUCUCUAUUUCAAACAAUGGAUUCAAAAGGGAUUCUUCAAUGGCAUCGCUUAAAGAACUCUUAGGGGCACCUUUUUUAACUGGACAAUAUUAAGUGUUAUAAUGCAAAACACCAAGAUGGUUGUCCAACCUAAGUGGCUAAUGCAGAAUGAGCUUUAAACAUCACAAGACGCAGCUUUGUCUUGCAGUUAAGUAUAUUUACUGCAUUUGGCAGAUGCUCUAAUCCACAGUGACAUACAAUUUGAUAGUUUUUUUACACAGGUAGGCGAAGAUAGUGUUAGGAGUCAUGUCCAAGGACUCUUAUUGGUAUAGUGUAGCAUCCUUCCCCAGAUGGAGAAUUGAACUUCAGUGUUCCAAACACUGUAGUAAGUAGGCCUCUCAUGAUCAUAACAUUUUAGCUGAUGGCUAAUUGGAAUAUAAACAUCUUAACAUGGAUAAUUUGACUGAUUACCUGUCGGUUUUUAGUAUCUCACAACCAGAUAGGGUGGCAAUCCAAUAGCCUAGUGAUAGGAGAGGGGAGCAAGUAGUCGGAAGGUUGUUGAUUCAGAUCCAAAGGACUGACUGGGUAUUCCCUUGGGCAAAGCACUUAACCCCACCACUGCACCAUAUGGCAUCACUGCUGCUCCCAGACUGGCCAGAGUUAGGCAGCAAAAUGACAAAUUUCCCUUGUAGGAUAAAUGAAGAACACCAUGCUAUCUGGGUGUUUUGGCACUAAUUAGAACUCUAGUUUUUUGGCUUUCUUUAUUUACAUGUAUUUGCCUCGACGUAGUGAAUGAAAAUGCACCCAGUUCACAUUCUGUUUACUAUGGUGUAAACAUGGGAAAGCUAAUAACUGUGGAAAAUACUUGCAAACAAGCAAUUAUGUAAGACAAUGUAAGUGUGAGAGGCCUACUGUUGAGCACCUGAGUUGUAUCAAAUACAAGGAAUUGUCAUAGUUUUAAAAAUAUUGUUGACAUAUGCACCAGAAAUCAUAUAUGUCUAGUUUUACCUUUUGGUUUAAACACAGUUCACAGACAGAUUGUAACUUACCUAGCUUUAUUUCUGUUUUCUGACCACUGUAUCGUAAUAUGUGGCUAUCAUUUUCUAUAUGUAAUGAUUGAUCUAACAACAUCUAAAAUUGUUUUCUGAGUCUUUAUUAUGCAUAUUGUAAUUGUAAUGUUUUCAGUUUUGUGCUAGAUACAGUCCCAGUGGUAUGAAGCAAAAUGACGAAUCCCGGUAUUUUUAUUACUUUUUUUAUUUCAGCCAAACCUUUUAAGAAGAGACAUGAUAUUCCUUUCCUUUGCUCCCACACAAUCCUUCUUUCUCCUCUCCUUUGGAUCCACUUGUACUCCUUCUAGUCUAGCCAGUGACGCCAGCUCAUCGCUGUUUGUUUGCCUUUUUUUUUUUUUUUUUUGAAAAAUGUCCUUACCUAGCUGUGGUUGUCUGUAAAUUGUAGUCGAUGUUCAGAUGCUUAUUGUUUGUAAGGGGACCUUCCGAAAUCACCUCAUGUCCAGCUGCCUAUUUAGACCACUCAGCAAAGUUAGCAUCCACACACCCCCCCACCCCCCCAUCCUAAAUAACCCAGUGGUUUAGUUCCCCUGCCCCAUUUUAAAAUCUGUGCAUCAACACUUCACCCACUAUACUAGGACCUUCAGACACCUGCGUUAGAAAGUUUGUGUUUGUUUGUUUGUCUGUGCCUUUUAGCAAUAUCCCUUAAUAUUGUACUGUACCUUAGAUUGUUAUUAUUGAUAAUGAUGAUGUCAUUAUUAUUAUUAUGACUGUUACUAUUAUCGUUAUUGUUGUUCUCCAUGACAAGAAUGUGUUUUGUUAUUAACAUUGUCAUUACAAUGUCCUGCUGGACAGGCAACAAAUAAAUGUAAUGAAAUGGCUUUAAUUUGGGGAAAGUGAAAGGGUGGGUUUAUACUUUUGAACUUAGGAAAAUGAAAUAAAUUCAGGAUGUGAAAAAAAAAAUCUGUGCUUGUGUUUACAGUUUUAACUCUUUACUUGUGGUGCUUUGACUUUUGGGAUUCUGGUUAAUUAAAUCAAACAAUGAUAAUGAUAAUGAUGAUUUUAAUGAUAAUAAUGAUCAUUAUCUAAUAUGAACCAAUAACAUUGUACCUGUCCGUUGUGCUGUUUUUUUAUCAUUUUUUAAAAUAAAUAAUGUUUUUUUAUACAUUU
Pygocentrus nattereri (red-bellied piranha) is the source of this 5351-nucleotide messenger RNA. It is a transcript of the gene mmp14b, whose product is annotated as matrix metallopeptidase 14b (membrane-inserted). The coding region runs from base 422 to 2311 and encodes 629 amino acids. Lineage: Eukaryota; Metazoa; Chordata; Actinopteri; Characiformes; Serrasalmidae. Gene Ontology annotation, biological process: zymogen activation; skeletal system development; extracellular matrix organization. Gene Ontology annotation, cellular component: extracellular matrix. Gene Ontology annotation, molecular function: zinc ion binding; metalloendopeptidase activity. The record is from RefSeq and is a predicted model, not a curated record. The transcript has 10 exons.